GCGCGGGGGGCGCGGGGCGCGGGGAGCCCUGCGGGGGCCGGCGCGGCCCGGGCUCCCGGCCGGAGCAGUUUUCUCGAACUCGCCACCUCGUCCUCAGCGGGGCCGGCGCUGCCGGGAGACCCCGUCCACAGCGGCGCAAGAAAGGAGUGUCAUGCGAAAGGAACAGAAAAGAGCCGUCAGCCUUGGUGAAAGGGGAAGUUUUCUUUCCCGGUUGGUGCUUGGUUACUUCGUGAUUGGAAAAGAAGCCAACCUAGGUGGCUGAAGAGAUCAGAUUUUCGUAGUUGAACAGAUGAAGCUGACAAAGGACGACGUGAAGAUACUUUUCUCUGGGUCAUCGUGGGGGAUGAUGAUGAGUAAGUAAGCCUGAACAAGACAGAUUUGCAAUGAGGGCAGAGAUUUUGAGUUUUUGAAAUCAAGUAGGACUUUGAAACACUUGUGGAGGAUGCUCUUUUCCCAAAAAUGGAAGAAGAAAAAAUUUUCAAAGCACAAGUGUGAAAAGUGGAAAGGGGAGAACGACCAAGUCAACUUCAAGAAUUUCAGUACUUCAUCAGCUCCUUUGGGCAGACGCAGGCACCAGCAUCAUCUGUGUGGGUGAUUUUAUCACCAGACAUGGUUUCCUAUCCUAGGAAUGGUUUCUUAAUUUGCAUUUUUAGAGUACUUACUUUUUUUUUUUUUUUUUUUUUUUUUUAAACAAUGUGUGUUUUGACUCUUCGUGUUAGAUUUAUGUAAAGGAAGUAAAUCCCGAAUUCCUAGUAUAUUUGACUCUACCACUGUUUGCUGUGUGAUACAGAAACAUUAGAGGUUUUAACGUUCCUUGAGAUUUUAUUGGAAGCAAAACUGUGUCAGGGACACAGAUAGAUGCUGUAAGUUUGUCUUUUUGGCGACCCUGCUUGCUUUGAAUGAACCGAAUGGCAGCUGGAUUUCACAGCAUGUAUGAUUUACAGUCUGUUUUAUCAAGGCCUUAAAUGUAUGUCUUAUCCUAGGCAGAUGGGAAAUACGCGGAGCACUGUGUUUGACAUGUAUGCCUAAGGAAGGGAACUCCCCGAUGGAUCAUGGCGUUAAUGUUUACAGGACAUUUCUUAUUUUUAGCUUUAGUGGUGUUUGCUUUCUCUACUUUUGAGGAAUCUGUGAGCAAUUACUCUGACUGGGCAGUUUUCACAGAUGAUAUAGAUCAGUUUAAGACGCAGAAAGUGCAAGAUUUCAAACCCAAUCACAAGCUGAAGAAAAGUAUGCUUCAUCCAAGUUUAUAUUUUGAUGCUGGAGAAAUCCAGGCAAUGAGACAGAAGUCUCGUACAAGCCAUUUGCAUCUCUUUCGAGCUAUCAGAAGUGCAGUAACAGUUAUGCUGUCCAACCCCACAUACUACCUACCUCCACCCAAGCAUGCUGAUUUUGCUGCCAAGUGGAAUGAAAUUUAUGGUAACAAUCUGCCUCCUUUAGCAUUGUACUGUUUGUUAAGCCCAGAAGACAAAGUCGCCUUUGAGUUUAUCUUGGAAUAUAUGGACAGGAUGGUUGGCUACAAAGACUGGCUAGUUGAGAAUGCACCAGGGGAUGAGGUUCCAGUUGGCCAUUCCUUAACAGGCUUUGCCACUGCCUUUGACUUUUUAUAUAACUUACUAGAUGAUCAUCGAAGACAAAAAUACCUGGAAAAAAUAUGGGCUGUUACUGAGGAGAUGUAUGAGUAUUCCAAGGUCCGUUCAUGGGGCAAACAACUUCUCCAUAAUCACCAGGCGACUAACAUGGUAGCAUUACUCACCGGGGCUUUGGUGACUGGGGUAGAUAAAGGAUCCAAAGCAAAUAUAUGGAAACAGGUUGUAGUAGAUGUGAUGGAAAAGACCAUGUUUCUGUUGAAUCACAUUGUUGAUGGUUCUCUGGAUGAAGGCGUGGCCUAUGGAAGCUACACAGCUAAAUCGGUCACACAGUAUGUUUUUCUAGCCCAGCGCCAUUUUAAUAUCAACAACUUGGAUAAUAACUGGUUAAAAAUGCACUUUUGGUUCUAUUAUGCCACCCUUUUACCAGGCUUCCAAAGAACCGUGGGUAUAGCAGAUUCCAAUUAUAAUUGGUUUUAUGGUCCAGAGAGCCAGUUGGUGUUUUUGGAUAAGUUUAUCUUAAAGAAUGGAGCUGGGAAUUGGUUAGCUCAGCAAAUUAGAAGGCACCGACCUAAGGAUGGACCGAUGGUCCCCUCCACUGCCCAGAGGUGGAGUACUCUUCACACUGAAUUCAUCUGGUAUGAUCCCCAGCUCACCCCACAGCCUCCUGCUGAAUAUGGUACUGCAAAAAUGCACAUAUUCCCUAACUGGGGUGUUGUCACUUAUGGAGCUGGGUUGCCAAAUACACAGACCAAUACAUUUGUGUCUUUUAAAUCUGGGAAGCUAGGGGGGCGAGCUGUGUAUGACAUAGUUCACUUUCAGCCAUACUCCUGGAUUGAUGGGUGGAGAAGCUUUAACCCAGGACAUGAACAUCCAGAUCAGAACUCAUUUACUUUUGCCCCCAAUGGGCAAGUAUUUGUUUCUGAAGCUCUCUAUGGACCCAAGCUGAGCCACCUUAACAAUGUACUGGUGUUUGCUCCAUCACCCACAAGCCAGUGUAAUAAGCCCUGGGAAGGUCAACUGGGAGAAUGUGCACAGUGGCUCAAGUGGACCGGUGAGGAGGCUGGUGAUGCAGCAGGGGAAGUCAUUACUGCCUCUCAACACGGAGAAAUGAUAUUUGUGAGUGGGGAAGCUGUGUCUGCUUACUCUUCAGCAAUGAAGCUGAAAAGUGUGUAUCGUGCUUUGCUUCUCUUAAAUUCUCAAACGUUGCUGGUUGUUGAUCACGUUGAGAGGCAAGACAAUUCCCCAAUAAAAUCUGUCAGUGCCUUCUUUCAUAAUCUGGACAUCGAUUUUAAGUACAUCCCAUAUAGGUUUAUGAACAGGUACAAUGGCGCCAUGAUGGAUGUGUGGGAUGCACACUACAGAAUGUUCUGGUUUGACCAUCGUGGCAAUAGUCCCAUUGCUAGUAUACAAGAGGCAGAGCAAGCUGCUGAAUUUAAGAAACGGUGGACUCAAUUUGUUAAUGUUACAUUUCAGAUGGAAUCCACGAUCACGAGAAUUGCAUAUGUCUUUUAUGGGCCAUAUGUCAAUGUUUCCAGCUGCAGAUUUAUCGAUAAUUCCAAUUCUGGACUUCAGAUUUCUCUCAAUGUCAAUAAUACUGAACAUGUUGUUUCCAUCGUAACUGACUACCAUAACCUGAAGACAAGGUUCAAUUACCUGGGUUUUGGCGGCUUUGCCAAUGUGGCUGACCAGGGCCAGAUAACCCGAUUUGGUUUGGGCACUCAAGCAAUAGCAAAGCCCAUAAGACAUGAUAGGGUUAUUUUCCCCUUUGGAUUUAAAUUUAAUAUAGCAGUCGGAUUGAUUUUGUGCAUUAGCUUGGUGAUUUUAACCUUUCAGUGGCGGUUUUACCUUUCUUUUAGAAAGCUAAUGCGGUGGAUCCUAAUCCUUGUUAUUGCCUUGUGGUUUAUUGAGCUGCUGGAUGUGUGGAGCACUUGCACUCAGCCCAUCUGUGCAAAAUGGGCAAGGACGGAGGCCGAGGCAAGCCUGAAGUCUUUGUCUUCCGAAGGGCACCACGUCGAUCUUCCCAACGUCGUCAUUACCUCACUUCCUGGUUCGGGGGCUGAAAUUCUCAAACAACUUUUUUUCAACAGUAGUGAUUUUCUCUACAUCAGAGUUCCUACAACCUACAUCGAUAUUCCUGAAACUGAAUUUGAAAUUGACUCAUUUGUAGACGCCUGUGAAUGGAAGGCAUCUGAUAUCCACGGUGUGCAUUUCCGUUUGCUCCGAGGCUGGUUGCAGUCCUUAGUUCAAGACACGAAACUACAUUUGCAAAACAUCCAUCUGCAUGAACCCAGUAGGGGUAAACUGGCCCAAUAUUUUACAGCGAAUAAGGACAAGAAAAGAAAAUUGAAAAGGAGAGAGUCUUUGCCAGAACAAAGAAGUAGAAUGAAAGGCACCUUUGAUAGAGAUGCUGAAUAUAUUAGGGCUUUGAGGAGACACCUGGUCUAUUACCCAACCGCACGUCCUGUGCUCAGCUUAAGCAGCGGGAGCUGGACCUUAAAGCUUCAUUUUUUUCAGGAAGUUUUAGGAGCUUCUAUGAGGGCAUUGUACAUAGUAAGGGACCCUCGGGCAUGGAUUUAUUCAAUGCUGUACAGUAGUAAACCAAGUCUCUACUCUUUGAAAAAUGUACCAGAGCACUUAGCUAAAUUGUUUAAAAUAGAGGGAGGUAAAGGCAAAUGUAACUUAAAUUCAGGCUAUGCUUUCGAAUAUGAAUCGUUGAGGAAAGAAUUAUCAAAAUCCAAGUCAAACGCAGUCUCCCUGUUGUCUCAUUUGUGGCUGGCAAACACAGCAGCAGCCCUGAGAAUAAAUACAGAUUUGCUGCCUACCAGCUACCAGCUGAUCAAGUUUGAAGAUAUUGUACAUUUUCCUCAGAAAACCACUGAAAGGAUUUUUGCCUUUCUUGGAAUACCUUUGUCUCCUGCUAGUUUAAACCAAAUAUUGUUUGCCACCUCCACAAACCUUUUCUAUCUUCCCUACGAAGGGGAGAUAUCACCAACUAAUACUAAUGUUUGGAAACAAAACCUGCCUAGAGAUGAAAUUAAAUUGAUUGAGAACAUCUGCUGGACACUGAUGGAGCGUCUAGGAUAUCCAAAGUUUAUGGACUAAAUGCUGCAGGUCAGCAGAGAUUUGCACUAAUACUUUGCAACCCGGUUUGUGGAUGUGAAUUAACGAGAGUUUGUUUAUUCUUGUACUAUGUGUGUGUGUGUGUGUGUGCGUGUGCGCGUGUGUUCAGUUUGUUACUUGCACAGAGAUUAUUUUAAAAAUAGGCACCAUAUUCGGUCUAGCAGGAUUUAUUUUUACAUCACCGCUAUCCCUGCCUUUGUUUCUGAAUUUUUUUUUUUUUUUUCCUGCCGAAAUGUUCCUACUACAGAGGCAUAGAUGAAGUUACGUGAUGGUGGUCGGGGGAGGUAGGAAGAUUUUACAGGUUUUCGUCUAGCCGUCUGCCUCGUCUGUAACUGUGCUGAUCUAUCUUGGAACCUCAAACACUGCUAAAGGCCUUUCAAUUGCUGCUUUGCCCAAGCAUCUCUUCCUUUCAAGAUGGACUACAAAAGUUCCUUAUCUUUUUUAAAGGAUCUUCUAACACAUUUAUCUUGCACCAAAAAAAAAAAAAAAAAAAAAUUGUAUUUUUUUUUUUUUUAACUGUAUAUAAUGUUCAGUGUUAUCACUGGGGAAAUGGUGAAAGCUCCUAUCAGAACUAUAGGAUUCCUUCUGGAAAAAAUACAGAUGGAAACACAGAAUGAACAUUUUUUUUUUUGAGGUCAGCAGUAGUGAUCUCAAAAGCCUCCUUAAAGUUUUUUACUUAGAAGUAAUAAAGAGUCAGUCUUUGAACAAUCUGGGUGCCAAGGGCUGGUAGAGUAUUUUAGACUUGCCUGUCUGUUUAAAACUCUCUUUUCUCUUUCUUGCCUCCUUGAAGCUACAGCUGUUCCCAUCACACCACUUGCACCGCACCAUGUCCUUUCUGUCACUGUCAUGCAGAACAGUCCGUUGUUACUAAUUGUUGAAGUCCCGACAUUGGUGGGGAUUUUUUUUCCCUGAUGAUUAAUUUUGCAUUAAAGCCUGACACUUAGAAUCAAAUUUCUUUUUGUGGAAUUAUCACUGCAUGACUCAGAGAAAGCAAUGCCACUGCUGCCAGUGUUUUUUUAGACUGGAAACAGAGUUGGAAAACUGCCUGACUUAUCCUGCAUCCCUUUGAAUGAGUUUACAGACUGCCAGUGUCUGCAAAAGUUGAAGGCAAAUGGGAGAUGAUGUCAGAGGCAUCUGUUUCCUUUACCAUCUGCAUCUUAUUAUAAAUGUAGUCGUCAUAAAAUGUGGUUCAUUUUAUUUUGGUAAGCUCUGAAAUCAAAAUGCUGUGCCAUUAUAAGCCAGUGCAGUAAUUACAAUGCAUUGGAUAAAUACCAUUACGCAGUGUCGAGACCUGAUGAAAAUCUCUGUACAGAUUGCAGUCUUCCUGACGUUUCAGACUAGUUUCCUCAAGCUCUCGAACACUUGGGAGUCUGUCAUUCUGACCUAGAUAAAAGUGGUUCUUUCUCAGUAGUUUGUUAUGUCAAAAUGUGCCUCCAGAGUGAUAAAGCUGUGGAUAUGUUACAUUCCAGCUAAACCUAACGUGGCUGUCAUUUCUCUUCCACUAUAGCAUGAAUGCAGAUCGCUCAUGUUCCCCUACAUCUCCUUCCUUCCCACUGCUCUCCCUUUCUCUUCACAAUGUCAAAAUUAAUGCAAUCGUAUUGUAUUAAUAUAGGUUGAGAGGGCAGCUGAAGACCCGAAUCUACAGUUAUUCUCAAGGAAGGUUAUUCUACCUAUCUCAGGGUUAUCAACAACCAUGUAAAAAUUGCUCCAUGGAUGGGAACACUGUUUCCAUUAUUGGUCAUAGUGUCGGUGUUUGCUUUCAAUUCCCAGGAUGUGUGAUCUCAAAUCAGAUCAAAUAAGAAGGCUUUGGGUUGGCAGUAAUAGCAGAUCUGCUCAAGGUAAGAAUUACAAAUGUGUGCAGAAUCUGUACCACUGCCUUUUAACUUUGCAGAAACACCCCCACGGGGAAGGAGGGAACCAGGUUGAGUAUGGGGAGGAAUCCGAGGAGAGGUGGGGAAAACAAUAAAGAAUAGCUGUGUGAAUGAUGCGGGGGCAUGUUAUUGAUAGCUAAAGAAAGGGACAGAUUUACCAAAAUGUUCUUCACUGUGUGUCCUUUCACCCCCACACAGCAAUGCUAAGGUGAGUCUCCCUGGCACUGUCCUUGCCCACCUGCACCCCAAGGGAAAGUUUGCUGGAAGAGACCUCUAUUUACAGAUUUCCCACAUGAGGAAUGUGAUGGGUGAGGGAUGACCCAGCCAUUGGAUCUGCACGCAAAUGUUCAUGCUUGGGACCCCUUGCCUUAUACUAAUGCCUGAGUUGACUGGCACCCAGAAUAUCCAGGUCCUGCAUCCUUAGGGUGUUAGAUCCAGAAAAAUUCAAAAAGUCUCCACACUUAAUUUUAUUCUUACCAUCUUGAAAAUAAUUAAAGGGAUGAUUGUCACUAUGUGACACUUCUGUUUUUUAAUUUUUUUUUUUUUUUUUUUUAUGAUAGUCACACACACACACACAGAGAGGCAGAGACAUAGGCAGAGGGAGAAGCAGGCUCCAUGUACUGGGAGCCCGACGUGGGAUUCGAUCCUGGGUCUCCAGGAUCGCGCCCUGGGCCUUUAGCAGGUGCUAAACCGCUGCGCCACCCAGGGAUCCCACUAUGUGACACUUUUAAAGGAAACACCUGUCCUCUGUGUAAUUAACCCCUUUCUAUAUUAAUGUCCUCAGACUUAGAACUAAUUGGGAUAAAAACUGUUAUUAAAAUAAUAGAAUUUAAGUCUUGAAAUUAAAAAAAAAAAGACUUUACUCAUGAGUAACAAAUGCAGUGGUAAUAAUAUAUAUGGUUCUCAAAAGUUAGAAAUAAUGCAAAUGACUCACUUCGGAUGAAAGAAUAAGACCAUAUCCAGAACUGAGUUUACUGUAAUGAAUUCUGGAGAGAAUAGGAAGUAGGAGACUCUUCAGGAAAAGCAAGAUGAAUUGAUGAGUAUGCCUAAAUUUAAUUGAUAGAAACCUAAAGUGGCACAAGUUUUAAGCAAAUAACAAGAAUAUGUACAUAUUAGGUAAGUACCUGUUAAUAAAGGUUUUAAAUUAAAAAAAAAAAA
Messenger RNA from Canis lupus familiaris (dog), 7738 nucleotides. It is a transcript of the gene DSEL, whose product is annotated as dermatan sulfate epimerase like. The record is from RefSeq and is a predicted model, not a curated record. Lineage: Eukaryota; Metazoa; Chordata; Mammalia; Carnivora; Canidae. The transcript has 2 exons. The coding region runs from base 1053 to 4691 and encodes 1212 amino acids. Gene Ontology annotation, molecular function: chondroitin-glucuronate 5-epimerase activity; sulfotransferase activity.